AUGCGGGGCUCCUUCGGUGCCGAUCAGGCGACGCUCGAUGCUUACUGCGACAUCUGGCACGGCGUGGACGACAUCCCCGAGACAGAGGAGUGCAAGAAGUCUCUGGGCUUUGUCGCCGUGCAGCCAGAGGUGCACAAGUGCUGCGGCUACCCUGUGAAGAGCAACGACAACGGGACCUGCGUUUGGAAGUGGCCUCAGGCGGAUCAGGCGGAGGAGUGCAUGGAGCUGCCGGGUCAUUGCUGCCAGGAGAGCGUUGUGAGCCAACCAGGCUCUUGCUCGGCCGAGGUGACAUGCCAGGCUCAAGUCAUGAAGAAUCUACGAACGACGGAGGUCUUUUUGGACACCGUGAAUGCUGGUGUGAAGAAGUGGUGGAAUGGCCGGCGGGAUGAGUGUUGGGCGCGGCAGUGGCGCACGCGCAUGUUCGAGUGCCUCUCAACUCAUGAUGUGGGAAGGCCCAGCACGCGUACCGAGGAGUGGUUGCAGGGCUUGCUAAGGUACUUCGCGAGUGAUUCGUCGAACCAGGAUAGGUGGCAGGCUUACUUGGACAAUUUGGAGAAAUUGGGCAUCAAGCACCUGCAGCUGGAUCACCUACAGAACGGCCCCACGAACUUGGGCAGUGAUGAAGUGGUGGUGCAGUGCAUGCUCCCUUUCAUAAACAAUGGCUUCCCCUACGUUCCCUUCAGUCUAAAGCUCUGGAGCUUCCUGAAAGUUGGAGUCUACGACCCUUCGGAAGGAAAGAUCUUCGGUGCAAGCCUUCACAAGUUGACGACGGCGAUGACGAUUCCCCGCGCUGUGGACGAGUGGGGCAACGCCAUCGCCAUUCCCGGCCACAGCCAGGAAACAUCGGAGAGCUUCGAGCUGAACUUCACGGCAGAGGAGCUCGCGGCCGUGGAGCUCACAGACCGCCUCGGCACGUUAGAGGUUCAAUGUGGAGCCGUGAUCGCGGGUGCCAGCUCGCCGUUUGGCAGCUCCCUCUCCGGGGCUAUGGUCACGGCGGUGGCUGGGGAGAGUACCAGCCAGAUGUCCCCGACGGACACAAAGGACCUUGUGGAGCAACUCGUUAAGAAGGGCGGAGUGCAGCUUCGAUUCCGGCGUGGAGUGGACCCAAGCUUCUGCACGGGGAACAUCUGCGAGGACCGCACCGUCAUCGAAGGCUCCGACACCUGGACCCGAUGCGGGAUCUUCAUGAACGCAUGCGGCGGCUACUGUUGUUGCCCGGCGGGCACCGAGUACUCUGGCUCCUUUUUGGGAAACCGCUGCACCACUUGCGGAGCGAUCCUGAGCUGA
Symbiodinium necroappetens is the source of this 1287-nucleotide messenger RNA. The record is from the annotation of a GenBank genome assembly. NCBI's taxonomy places the organism in Eukaryota, Dinophyceae, Suessiales, Symbiodiniaceae.